Molecule: messenger RNA, 2379 nt
Organism: Thlaspi arvense
Lineage: Eukaryota; Viridiplantae; Streptophyta; Magnoliopsida; Brassicales; Brassicaceae
Source: the annotation of a GenBank genome assembly
AAAAAAAACAAAUGAAUAGGUAAGAAUUUUUUCAAAAAGACUCAGAAAGAGAAAAAGAAAAGGGAAGAGAGAUUACAAAAAGACAAACGAUCCCGCUUCAAAACCUCCUCUUUUAUAGGGACUCUCCUUCUCCUCAUCUUCAAUCCCCAAAUCCCCAAAUCUCAGUUCUUCGAUUCCUAAGAACAAAUUUCUGGAUUUGAAGAAACCCUAAUAAUAGUCGAAAAUCGAAAUUUUCAAAAAAGUUUCGAUUUUUGAUUUGUUUUUUUUCGGUUUUGACAAUGGGGAAGGAGAAGAAAACAGAGUCGUAUGACAAUGGGAGUUACAAUUACAAGAUGUUCAAAUGCUUCAACCGUAAAUUCAAGAUCAACGAAGUCCAACCCACAGACGACGUCCGUGACGUCUUCUGCCAAUUCGCCGUCGGCGGUGGAGGAGGCGGAGGCGACGGAGAUUCCAGCGACGGCGACGGAUCCUCCGGUGUACUCGGCGCAGAGCAGCUCUGCUCUUUCCUCGACGAUUACCAAGGCGAUUCAGAUAUAACCGUCGCGGAGGCUCAACGGUUAAUCGACGAGGUCAUACGACGGCGACACCACGUCACGCGCUUCACGCGCCACGGUCUCGACCUCGACGAUUUCUUCAAUUUCCUCUUCUACGAUGAUCUCAAUCCUCCCAUCACGCCUCAUGUUCAUCAAGACAUGACAGCUCCAUUGUCGCAUUACUUUAUAUACACAGGACACAAUUCGUAUCUUACAGGGAAUCAACUAAGCAGCGAUUGUAGCGAAGUCCCUGUGAUCAAAGCAUUGCAAAGAGGCGUUCGAGUCAUCGAGCUUGAUCUUUGGCCUAACUCUACUGGAACAGAUAUCAAUGUCCUUCACGGAAGAACGCUCACAACGCCUGUACCGCUGAUCAAAUGCUUGAAAUCGAUAAGAGAUUACGCGUUUUCUAGCUCGCCUUAUCCGGUUAUCAUCACUUUAGAGGAUCAUCUUACAGCUGAUCUUCAAGCCAGAGUUGCAGAGAUGGCUACACAGAUAUUUGGGCAGAUGUUGUAUUACCCUGAAUCAGAUAGCUUAGAAGAAUUUCCUUCUCCUGCUUCACUACUUCAUCGGAUAAUCAUCUCAACUAAACCGCCUAAAGAGUAUCUUGAAUCGAGGAACCCGAUUGUGAAACAGAAGGAUAAUAGUAAUGCAUCUCCAUCGUCAGAGGACGAAACAUCUGGAACAGACGAGAUUCAGACACUAGAAAGUAUGCUGUCUUACGACGAUUAUGAAAACAAGAGUGAUAGUGAUCAAGAGGAGGAAGAAGCGAGUGAAGAGCAGAAACCAGCAUACAAACGGUUGAUCACGAUUCAUGCCGGGAAACCUAAGGGAACGGUGAAAGAAGAGAUGAAAGUUGUGGUUGAUAAUGUGAGGCGUUUGAGUUUAAGCGAACAGGAACUUGACCGGACUUGUUCAUCCAACAGCCAGGAUGUUGUAAGGUUUACACAGCGGAAUUUGCUUCGGAUAUACCCGAAAGGGACAAGAUUUAACUCCUCAAAUUACAAACCGCUUAUCGGUUGGACUCACGGAGCACAAAUGAUUGCAUUUAAUAUGCAGGGAUAUGGGAAAUCUCUGUGGUUGAUGCACGGCAUGUUUAGAGCCAAUGGAGGUUGCGGAUAUGUCAAGAAACCUAACUUCUUGAUGAAGAAAGGGUUUCAUGACGAAGUCUUUGACCCUAAGAAGAAACUUCCUGUGAAAGUGUAUAUGGGAGAUGGAUGGCGUCUAGACUUCAGUCACACUCAUUUCGACUCAUAUUCUCCUCCUGAUUUCUACACUAAGAUGUUCAUAGUGGGUGUACCAGCGGAUAAUGCGAAAAGUAAGACAAGAAUAAUCGAAGACAAUUGGUAUCCGAUUUGGGAUGAGGAAUUCAGUUUCCCAUUAACAGUUCCAGAGCUUGCAUUGCUUAGGAUCGAAGUCAGAGAGUACGAUAUGUCGGAGAAGGAUGACUUUGGUGGACAAACAUGCUUGCCUGUUUCAGAGUUAAGACCGGGGAUUCGAUCUGUGCCUUUGUAUGAUAAGAAGGGGGAGAAAAUGAAAUCAGUACGGCUUCUUAUGCGGUUCAUCUUCGAAUGAUUUGGUUUAAAUUAAUAGAAAUGGGUGUGUUUGAGAGAUAAUUUGCACCCAUUCAAAAAAAAAAAAAAAAAGAAGCUUUGAGGUAUUGUAUAAUGUAGCUUGAAGAUCAAAUGUAUCUUUGCUCUGAUAUCUCCAAUAGUGUUUAUAUACCUACCAUAUUGAAGAAAAUGAAAUUAUAGUCUACAUUUUUUUUUUCAAUAUGUAAGAAUCUCUUGUAAGAUGAUCUAUACUUGGAAUUUGCAAAAGUGUUACUUAUUGAAUAAACUCAUAGUUG